Messenger RNA from Pangasianodon hypophthalmus (striped catfish), 3673 nucleotides. It is a transcript of the gene mapre1b, whose product is annotated as microtubule-associated protein, RP/EB family, member 1b. The coding region runs from base 154 to 930 and encodes 258 amino acids. Lineage: Eukaryota; Metazoa; Chordata; Actinopteri; Siluriformes; Pangasiidae. Gene Ontology annotation, cellular component: cytoplasmic microtubule; microtubule plus-end; microtubule organizing center. The record is from RefSeq and is a predicted model, not a curated record. The transcript is spliced from 7 exons. Gene Ontology annotation, molecular function: microtubule plus-end binding. Gene Ontology annotation, biological process: spindle assembly; protein localization to microtubule plus-end; regulation of microtubule polymerization or depolymerization.
CCCAAGGUCUUUUAAUGUGGCACGCGCGCUUUUCUCCACGCGACCUUCUUUCCACUUUCCUUCCGGUUCACACUGUUACGCCAUGACGUCAACAUCUGUCUGAACAAACCGACGCAAAUUCACAGAAAAGGGAGCGCCGGCAAAGAGGAGGACAUGGCUGUAAAUGUAUACUCCACUUCAGUGACCAGCGACAACCUGAGUCGCCAUGAUAUGCUUGCGUGGAUCAACGAGUCUUUACAGAUGAACCUCACAAAGAUCGAGCUGCUGUGUUCAGGUGCCGCCUAUUGCCAGUUUAUGGACAUGCUCUUCCCUGGCUGUGUGCCUUUGAAGAAAGUCAAAUUUUCAGCAAAGUUAGAGCAUGAAUACAUUCACAAUUUUAAGAUCCUGCAAGCUGGAUUCAAGCGAAUGGGUGUUGACAAAAUCAUCCCCGUUGACAAGCUGAUAAAGGGCAAGUUCCAGGACAACUUUGAGUUUGUGCAGUGGUUUAAGAAGUUUUUUGACGCCAACUAUGACGGGAAAGAGUAUGACCCAGUGGAGGCACGCCAAGGGCAGGACACAAUGCCCGUGCCCAACCCAUCCAUGCCUGCUCUCAACAAGCCCAAGAAGAUCAUGAACGCAGCACCACAAAGGGCAGCUGUUGCCAAGGUAGCGCCCAAGAUGACUCCCAGUUCUGCACGGAGGCCAGGAGCCGGUGGCGAUGAUGAAAGGGCGGAGCUUAUACAAGAGGUGAAUAUACUGAAGUCCACGAUCCAGGACAUGGAGAAGGAGCGAGACUUUUACUUUGGCAAACUGAGGAACAUUGAGCUGAUCUGUCAGGAAAAGGAGAGCGAGGGAGACCCCACCCUGCAGAGGAUUGUGGAUAUUCUCUAUGCCACAGAUGAGGGCUUUGUCAUACCAGAUGCCGAAGCAGAGGACCAGGAGGAGUUCUAAUGCCUAUAACUAGAUCCAGUUGUGUCCUUGUCUCCUCCCUCAUCUCUACACAUUUCACUCCCUCCUGCUGUCUCAGAUCAUGUUAUGCAUUUUGGACUCAACGAACACUGUAUGGAAAGUAAUUUGGGUUGCAUACAGAGUUAAAGUAGCUACAUUAGAAGAACCUCCUCUGAUGCCUUCUUAGAGAAGAGCACAACGUGGCUGCUCAGCUGAUCUUGCUGAGCUCAGGAGAGUUGGAGCAUUCGUCUCAAACAUUCAGUAUCAUGUAAAGUUCUUGCAACUUCAGGGGAACUUGCAAAUUUAUUCAUUGAUAGAUAAUCAUCUUUGACAGUUUCUUUUUGCCACGGUGUGAAUAGAAGAGGUGUUUUCCUCUCUCCCUCACAAGAUGGGUGGCAUGUACUUCAUAAUAAUAAUGCUAUACUAAUCAUAUUUUCCAUAUUUAAAAAUGUACUUCCUUCACACCAUCUUAGUUUUUGCCUUUGGUUCAGAUGUGAAUUAAUGAACAAAAUCCUUAAAAAAAAAAAAAAUCCACAUUUUUAUCAGUUUACAUUGCUUUUUAUUCCUAUGCGAUUAUUUUUGUGAAAGGCUUGUAGCAGUCACCUUUUCUCCAGCUUUGAUCCUGUGACUGUGCCUUAUAGACUGAGUGGAGGGAGACCAGUCUGAUGUCUGUGUUUGUCUUUGUUUGUGUGUCAGAAUAUGUUUCUCAUGGUCUAGGAAGUCAGUUUUGCAGCAAAAAGGAUUGAUUUGUUUAUGAACGUUCCAAAAUUGGCCACAAACUGCCAUGAUUGUGAUCAGUAGCUGUUUCUUGGUGGUUGUUUGGGAUGUUUUUCUAACUGUGACAUUACCGGCAUAGUUGCAAAAGCAUCCUCUGUGACAUGGUUAUUUUUAAUAAUUGAUUUGUUUGUGGAAAAAAAAAAUCUUAAUUCAUUGUCCGCUACAGUGGUGGAUUCGGAGGCCAAAUUAAGAAAUAGCAUGACAAAUAUUCCCAGUUUUUGCACUUUGAGUGCAUAGAUUUUUUUUUUUACUACCUAAUAUUUAAUGUAUCAUUUUACCAUUUCACACCUUUUAAUCUCUGCCUUGGUAGAACUCACAUUCUGUAUUGGCAAGUGUUCAAAUCAAAUUAAAGAAAUGUUUGAACAUUUCUGUUUAUUUUUUUUCAUUGGUGUUUUUGGCUCCAAAAUAACUGAAAGGGUUUCAGGUGCAGCCUAUAAGUCUUCUUUUUCUCCCCAACAAAUUUACCAAAUUGUGCAUGGAAGCUAGUUACUAGGAUUAAGCUUGAGUCCAACAGAAACACUGUAUGGCCAAAAGUUUGUCCAUCACAGCAAUAUGUGCUUUUUGAGCACCCCAUUCCGUUCCAGAUUUAUUCCCCCCUUUGCUAUUGUAAUAACCUCCAGUGUUCUGGAAAGGCUUUCCACUAGAUUUUGGAGUGUGGUUGUGGGGAUUUGCCCAUUCAGCCACAAGAGUAUUAAUGAGAUCAGGCACUGAUGUUGUGCGAGGAGGCCUGGCACACAGUCGGCAUUCCAAUUCAUCCAAAAUGUGUUCAGUGCGGUUGAGGUCAGGGCAAGUCUGUGCUUCCAACUUUGUGGCAACAGUUUGGGGAAGGCUCACAUAUGGGUGUGAUGGUCAGGUAUCCACAUACUUCUGGCCAUGUAGUGUAUAUUCAAAUCCAUUAAUGUUUAUGUAGAAUGGUAUAAUCUAUGAAAAUAUUGUGAUAGAUUUUAAAUUGUUUUUUUAACCACAUUGUAGAUUACAUUCCAGUUGGAGAAUAAAAGGCCACUCCUGCUGGUGUAAGGAAAAAAAAAAACAUUAAAAACAUUACACUUCCUGUAUUAUGUAAUUCUUGGUACUUUUUAAGUUGUAUCGAAAGAAAUCGCAGCACAUCACUUCCAUUAAUUUAUGGUCAGUUGUGUGGACUAGAGCUUAGAUAAUGUGGAGACUUUCCUGAUGUUUGUUGAUCACUGUGCUAACUGUAUCUUCUCAUGUAGCAGUAAUAUAACAGCACUUCUGCUUUUAUUAGCUGGCUAUUCAAAUAUAUCUGGGUUUUGGCUUUUUACACUGAAAUGUUCAACUCGUUUAGUUCUUGGCUAUGUUAUACACACUGUCCAACACUGCCAGCGUUUGUGGUCAUGCAACACUGCCCGACUGUUACUGGUAAAAUGCCUUGACUGAUCCUUCAAAACGAGCGAAUAAACAGUUACAUUCGCUGAAGGUAUUUUUUUUGUUUUGUUUUGUGUUGGUCCAAAGUGAAGUAACCUUGAUAUCACCGUGAGAUUAUGUUAAUGUGCAGUGGUUUUUGGGAACCUGGGCCAUGUUUCUUAAUGUUGCUGAUAAUGACACUCCAAAGAACAGAGUGCUAUAAUAAAAGUAGCAAUCAGAUUUGCAGGCAAAACAUUAGGAAACAUUACAUAAUCAAUCUGAUGAUCACUCUUUCCUCUUUUGUUUGUGCUGUAUGAUGGUAAAAUGCUGUGUAAUGUAUCCAGGGUGAAAAAUUCGAAGUAACCAAAUCGCAGUGGUGCUCUUCUCCCAAUCUUGAUCUUUUCAUUCUUUGGACUUCAACAUCAUCUACAGAGAUGACUUCUACACUGUGAGUUAGUGCGGCUUGUGUUCUUACACAUUCGUUUUUGUUUCUUAAGUUCUUCUCUGGUCCAAACCCUUCUUUGUGUACUUGGGUGUGUGGAAUUUCUCCUUUUUAAACUGUAUUUGCCAUCAUCAGUUUCUUACAAAUAAAACAGUAUUAAAUGUG